This is a messenger RNA of Felis catus (domestic cat), 4232 nucleotides long. RefSeq names its product R3H domain containing 2 (gene R3HDM2). Gene Ontology annotation, molecular function: nucleic acid binding. The record is from RefSeq and is a predicted model, not a curated record. The transcript is spliced from 29 exons. Bases 387 to 3542 code for a protein of 1051 amino acids. NCBI's taxonomy places the organism in Eukaryota, Metazoa, Chordata, Mammalia, Carnivora, Felidae.
GUGAAUUGCUGGGAGCUAUCCACUAUUCUUUCCUUACUGUCUCCCCAAAUUAUGCUUGAUAAGUACAGUUCUUACACUUUACCUGGAUGGAUGAGGCAUUCAUUACAUCUGAGCUAGAGAUCAGACUUGUUUCUUAUAUGUGAUGCCAUUCCAGCACUGGACUCAUGGAGGCUGAACAUUUAUUCAGAUAAGGGAAACCAAGGAACCAAGAGAUUAAGUAACUUGCCCAAGAUCACACAGCUUGUGAGAAUCUUGUGUUUCCAUGUAUUGCAUGAUUGGAACUGUUCAAGGUGUAAAAAUGAACAGAAAAAUCCUGAGUGCUACGUACCCUCGAUGUUAGAGACAUAAUUAGAGUCCAUAGAGGCUACUGUAUUAUAUCGAAGAAGAUGUCUAACAGUAACACUACUCAAGAGACCCUGGAAAUAAUGAAAGAAUCAGAAAAAAAACUGGUGGAAGAAUCUGUAAACAAAAACAAGUUUGUAUCUAAGACUCCAAGUAAGGAAGAAACUGAGAAAGAGAGUGAAGAUACUAGUUUGCGUCAGGAGACACAGGAUUAUGAGUCCCUUUUGGACAAGAGGCGGACAUCCAGCCAUGGUCAUGCCAGGAAAAGAGCCAAGUCUAAUUCCAAGCUGAAGUUGGUGCGCAGCCUGGCAGUGUGUGAGGAGUCCUCUGUCCCUUUUGCUGAUGGGCCACUGGAAACCCAGGAUAUAAUUCAGUUGCACAUCAGCUGCCCCUCUGACAAAGAGGAAGAAAAAUCCACAAAAGAUGUCUCUGAAAAGGAAGACAAAGAGAAAAACAAAGAAAAGGUCCCAAGGAAGAUGCUUUCUAGAGACUCCAGCCAAGAAUAUACAGACUCCACUGGAAUAGACCUACAUGAAUUUCUUGUAAAUACACUGAAAAAGAACCCAAGGGACAGAAUGAUGCUGCUAAAAUUAGAACAGGAGAUUCUGGAAUUUAUUAAUGACAACAAUAACCAGUUCAAGAAGUUCCCUCAGAUGACCUCAUAUCACCGGAUGCUAUUACACCGGGUAGCUGCCUAUUUUGGGAUGGACCACAAUGUUGAUCAAACUGGAAAAGCUGUCAUCAUCAACAAAACCAGUAACACAAGAAUCCCUGAACAGAGAUUCUCAGAACAUAUAAAGGAUGAGAAGAAUACAGAAUUUCAACAGAGAUUCAUUCUCAAGAGAGAUGAUGCCAGUAUGGACCGAGAUGAUAACCAGAUCAGAGUUCCAUUGCAGGAUGGAAGGAGGAGCAAGUCAAUAGAAGAGAGAGAGGAGGAAUAUCAAAGGGUCCGAGAGAGAAUAUUUGCCCGAGAGACUGGCCAGAACGGAUAUCUAAAUGACAUCAGACUCUCCAAAGAAGCCUUUUCUUCUAGCUCUCACAAGAGAAGGCAGAUUUUUAGGGGGAACCGUGAGGGGCUGAGCCGAACCUCAAGCAGCCGCCAAAGCAGCACAGACAGCGAACUCAAAUCCCUGGAGCCACGGCCUUGGAGCAGCACAGACUCUGACGGCUCUGUCCGGAGCAUGCGGCCCCCUGUCACCAAAGCCAGCAGCUUCAGUGGAAUCUCUAUCCUCACCCGAGGGGACAGCAUCGGGAGCAGUAAAGGUGGCAGUGCAGGAAGGAUCUCCAGGCCAGGUUUGGCGCUAGGUGCCCCAGAAGUGUGCAACCAGGUCACCUCAUCCCAGUCUGUCCGGGGCCUUCUCCCUUGUACUGCCCAGCAGCAGCCGCCACAGCCACAGCCGCAGCAACUUCCUGCGCUCCCACCCACGCCUCAGCAACAGCCACCCUUGAAUAAUCACAUGAUCUCACAGCCAGUCCCAGCUCUGCAGCCCUCUCCGCAGCCUGUUCAGUUCUCUCCAGGCUCCUGUCCCCAAGUCCUUCUGCCAGUCUCUCCGCCCCAGCAGUACAACAUGGCAGAUGACCUCAGCAACCCCUUUGGACAAAUGAGCCUUAGCCGUCAAGGUUCUACUGAAGCAGCUGACCCAUCCUCAGCUCUGUUCCAGCCCCAGCUUAUCUCCCAGCACCCUCAGCAGACUAGCUUCAUCAUGGCUUCUACAGGACAGCCCCUCCCCACGUCCAACUAUUCCCCCUCUAGCCAUGCGCCUCCUACUCAGCAAGUCCUGCCGCCCCAGGGCUACAUGCAGCCCCCUCAACAGAUCCAGGUUUCUUACUAUCCCCCUGGACAGUAUCCUAACUCCAACCAGCAAUAUCGACCUCUCUCUCACCCGGUGGCCUACAGCCCCCAACGUGGUCAACAGCUGCCUCAGCCAUCCCAGCAGCCUGGUUUACAGCCCAUGAUGCCUAACCAGCAGCAGGCGGCUUACCAAGGCAUGAUUGGGGUCCAGCAGCCACAGAACCAGGGCCUGCUCAGCAACCAGAGGAGCAGCAUGGGGGGCCAGAUGCAAGGCCUGGUGGUUCAGUACACUCCACUGCCUUCUUACCAAGUCCCAGUGGGUAAUGACUCGCAGAAUGUGGUCCAGCCGCCUUUCCAGCAGCCCAUGCUGGUCCCUGCGAGCCAAUCUGUGCAAGGGGCACUCCCAGCAGGGGGCGUACCAGUGUACUACAGCAUGAUCCCACCGGCUCAGCAGAACGGUACUAGCCCUUCUGUAGGGUUUCUGCAGCCUCCCGGCUCUGAGCAGUACCAGAUGCCUCAGUCUCCCUCUCCCUGCAGUCCACCACAGAUGCCACAGCAGUACUCAGGAGUGUCACCUUCUGGACCAGGCGUGGUGGUCAUGCAGCUGAACGUCCCUAAUGGACCCCAGCCCCCCCAGAACCCAUCCAUGGUCCAGUGGAGUCACUGUAAAUAUUACAGCAUGGACCAGCGUGGGCAGAAGCCUGGAGACCUGUACAAUCCUGACAGCAGCCCCCAGGCCAACACACAAAUGAGCAGCAGCCCUGUCACAUCUCCUACCCAGUCUCCAGCACCCUCUCCUGUCACCAGCCUCAGCAAUGUCUGCACAGGACUCAGUCCCCUUCCUGUCCUCACACAGUUCCCCCGGCCUGGGGGUCCAGCACAGGGUGAUGGGCGCUACUCCCUCUUGGGCCAGCCAUUACAGUACAAUCUGUCCAUCUGCCCUCCCUUGCUCCAUGGCCAGUCGACGUACACGGUACAUCAGGGACAGAGUGGAUUGAAGCAUGGAAACCGGAGCAAGAGACAAGCACUCAAAUCUGCCUCCACUGACCUGGGGACAACAGACGUUGUCCUGGGCCGGGUGCUGGAGGUGACAGAUCUCCCUGAGGGCAUCACUCGGACUGAAGCGGACAAACUCUUCACUCAGCUUGCCAUGUCUGGCGCCAAGAUCCAGUGGCUCAAGGAUGCUCAGGGGCUGCCUGGCGGGGGCGGGGGGGACAACGGUGGGACUGCUGAGAAUGGCCGCCACGCGGACCUCGCUGCCUUGUACACCAUCGUGGCUGUGUUUCCCAGCCCCCUGGCUGCCCAGAAUGCCUCCCUUCGCCUCAACAACUCCGUGAGUCGCUUCAAACUUCGAGUGGCCAAAAAGAACUAUGACCUGAGGAUCCUGGAGCGAGCCAGCUCCCAAUAAACGGAGGAGGGGAAGGGACCGGCACAGUAGGGGUGGGGGCAGGGCGGAGGGGGUCGAGGGAUCCUGACAGACUACGGACAGAGGCAGAAAGAAAGGUGACAGACACUGAACUGGAGCCUAAGACAGUGGGGAUGAAGAUGGAAACAGACACUCACACUGGCACUGGACUCCUCGCUCCCCUGCCAUGGGUCCCUUCUUUUUCCCUGGUUGGCCCCCCUUGCUGCCCUCUCCUUCCCAUCCUCUUCUGUCAUUUUUUAUCUCUUCUCCCACCAUGAAAUUAAUUUUUUUCAUAUUUUUUGGUCAGGUAGAAUUGGGAGGGUCCCAUGCUCCCCUAUUCAAUCUCCUCUACCAUCCCAAGCUCCCUUUUCAUUUCUGGUCUUUAUGAAUAUAUUUAUAUGGACAGAAUUAAGAAAAGCAAAAUUGAUUUCCCCUUUCUCUCACUUCCCCCAUCUUGUCUCCCCAAACCCCAAAGAGUUAAAACUUGGGCCUCCCCCACCUCCCAGAACACUUGUAUAUUGUUUGUUUGAGGUUCGUGCCGCAGUAACAGACAGUAUUUAAUUGCACAUACAGAUGUUUGCUGGGUAUAUUCACUGUAAAUUUUAUUUAAUCUGAUUUUUUGUUUGUUUGGGGGGUUAUUUGGGGGGAGGUUGAUUUUGUUUUUAAAUAUAAAAAAAAAAAUCUGUCACUGGA